Molecule: messenger RNA, 2085 nt
Organism: Micropterus salmoides (largemouth bass)
Lineage: Eukaryota; Metazoa; Chordata; Actinopteri; Centrarchiformes; Centrarchidae
Product: sentrin-specific protease 7-like
Biological process (GO): protein desumoylation
Cellular component (GO): nucleus; cytoplasm
Molecular function (GO): SUMO-specific endopeptidase activity
Source: RefSeq, a predicted model, not a curated record
UAAAGCAGCAGCAGAAGUCGUCUGUCUCCGGUUCAGACCAGACGUCAGAGGACGACUUUGUGUCUCCGCCCAGAGCCGGAAACAAACCUCUCCACAAGGACGUCCGCAGACCCUGCUGUGCGCCGAGGUCGACGCCCGACACGAGGCGGGGCCUCAACAGGACGUCGUGGCUCGUCGCCAGCAACAACCUGAUGGAGGAUCUGAGGGAGAAGGAGCGAGAGAAGUGGAGGGCGUUCAGAGAGAAGAAGACGGCCAACAGGUCGGCCGUCCUGCAGCUCCGACUGAGGAAACCCAAAGCAGCAGAACCCAUCGUGCUGUCGAGCGAAGAGGAAGAGGAGGGUGAGGACGACGCAGACGGAGGGAAGAGGACGUUACAGAGCAGCAGCCUGCUGGACGAAUCCCAUCUAGGAAAGCCAGAGCGGAUGCAGGGUCAGCGGGCUUGUUCUUCUAAAGGUGAAGUAGACGGGUUUAAGCCGGCGCCACCUUCCUUCCUGCAGCUGAACUUCGCCUCGCUUCAUGCCGGCCUGACGCACGCUGACGCGAGCGGGGAGAUGAUGAUCACUGAACAUGGCUUCAUUAUUCCUCUGAAAGGAGUUGAGGAGGGGCAGGUCUCUGUGGUGGCGUCCCAGAUUCGGGGCUAUGGCGUUUGGGACGGGGGCGUGGCUCAGGGCGGGGGUUUGUUGGCUGGUUGGAAAGGUCCCGCCCCCUCGCUGAUCUUCCUGUGGGUGACCGACGCUCAGGCCACCCUGCUGCAGACGGAGCUGUCGGCCAUCCGGACCUCCACCGCCGCUUCAGGCCCGGUGUGCUCCUUCCUCCUGCUGGUGCUGAAGGAGCAGCUGCAGGAGCUGCAGGCCGCCCUGCUGGCCUCCAUCCUGGACAUGGAGGAGUACAAGAAGGCCUCCUCCUCCUCCAGUGGGCCCACCUCCCCUCUGGAGUGGACCGACGGGCUGCUGCUCCUCCACAGCUGUCCUCCUCCUCUGGACCAGCACCUCCUCGGCCUGCUGGGACACUCGGUGGAGAAAUCCAGUCCCGUGAGAAAGUCCAACCUCAGAUCCUCUGCUCUGCAGCAGCUUCCCACCAGGUUGAUCCAGUACCCGGCGGCGCCCUGUAAAGGUCGGAUCACGGUGACGAAGGAGGACCUGGCCUGCCUGGCCAGCGGCGAGUUCCUCAACGACGUCAUCAUCGACUUCUACCUCAAGUAUCUCCUCCUGGAGGGAGUCGGGGGCUCGGCGGCCGAGCGGAGUCACGUCUUCAGCAGCUUCUUCUACAAACAGCUGAGCAGACGGAGAGCGGCCGGAGAGGACGCCGCCCCCUCCGUCCCCGAUCGUCACAUGAGGCAUCAGAGGGUAAAGACGUGGACCCGCCAUGUCGACAUUUUCACCAAAGACUUCCUGUUUGUGCCUGUCAAUCAAGAUGCUCACUGGUACCUGGUCGUGGUUUGUUUCCCGGGUCUGGAGGAGGUUCAGCACGAGGAGUUUCAGCGCCCGACAGGUGGAUCAGAGCGAGCUGCAGGAAAUCCAUCCAUCAGUCUGAGACCACAGCAGCCGCCGGAGUGCACUCAGCAGGGCUGGCAGAGGGACACUGUGUUAAAGAGGCCGUGUAUACUCGUCAUGGACUCGCUGAAGCUGUCGUACCACGAGAAUGUCGUCUGCAGACUCGUCAGAGACUACCUGCAGGUGGAGUGGGAGGUGCGGAGAGGGACGCCACGCCUCUUCACGUCAGACAGCAUGAGGAGCUUCAGCUGCAAAGUUCCUCAGCAGGACAACAGCAGCGACUGCGGCCUGUACCUGCUGCAGUACGCCGAGAGCUUCCUGCAGAACCCCGUGGUGCACUUCGACCCUCCGUUACGGUUGGACAGCUGGUUUCCGCGGCAGCGAGUGCGACAGAAGCGCGAGGAGAUCCGCAGUCUGAUAAUGAGGAUGCACCAGAGCAACGACAGCUGAAACCCAGGGACCAAAAAACACGGCACACUGAGCCGUUAAUUGACCUGUGCAAUAAAUAAUUUAUAUUUUUUCUACGUUGUUAAUGAUUUUACUUGGCUGUCAAAGAAUUUAAAAUGUUAUAAUAAAAUUUCUUACAAAAAAA